GUCAACCAAUUAGAAGAAGAAGCACCCCCGUAAAAUAGCAAAAUCACUGAUAUAAAGGAAAAAAUAAUUAAAAGUUUUUAAAUUUAAUUAAAGGAACUAAAUUAAUUCAUUAUGACUACUGGAGGUGUGCCAGCAGAGGGUGUUCGUGAAAAGGCUCUUGUGGAAUACAGGAAAAAGCUUCUAGAACAUAAGGAGGUAGAGUCUCGUCUGAAGGAAAAACGCGAGGAAAUCAAAGAGCUUACUAAACAGUAUGAUAAAUCCGAAAAUGAUCUUAAAGCACUACAAAGUGUUGGGCAAAUUGUUGGAGAAGUUCUCAAACAAUUGACCGAAGAUAAGUUCAUUGUGAAAGCCACAAAUGGUCCCCGAUAUGUGGUAGGCUGUCGGCGGCAAUUGGAUAAAACCAAGUUAAAAUCGGGUACUCGUGUUGCUCUCGAUAUGACCACUCUUACUAUUAUGAGAUAUUUGCCACGCGAGGUCGAUCCACUUGUUUACAAUAUGUCCCACGAAGAUCCUGGUGAAGUGAAAUAUUCAGCUAUUGGCGGUCUUUCUGAACAGAUUCGGGAAUUGCGUGAAGUCAUAGAACUCCCACUACUAAAUCCCGAGCUGUUUCUGCGUGUAGGCAUCACACCGCCAAAAGGUUGUCUGUUGUAUGGACCACCUGGUACCGGAAAAACUUUAUUAGCUAGAGCCGUAGCUUCGCAACUAGAUGCCAAUUUUUUGAAAGUGGUUUCAUCAGCAAUUGUUGACAAAUAUAUUGGCGAGAGUGCACGUCUCAUCCGUGAGAUGUUCAACUAUGCUCGGGAUCAUCAGCCCUGCAUUAUUUUCAUGGAUGAAAUUGACGCCAUCGGUGGCCGCCGUUUCUCUGAGGGCACAUCAGCAGAUCGCGAAAUUCAGCGCACACUUAUGGAGCUGCUUAACCAAAUGGACGGUUUUGACUCGCUCGGUCAAGUGAAAAUGAUUAUGGCUACGAAUAGGCCAGAUACUCUAGAUCCAGCCCUUUUGCGUCCAGGUCGUUUGGAUCGAAAAAUUGAAAUACCACUGCCCAAUGAGCAAGCGCGAAUGGAGAUCCUAAAGAUUCAUGCAGCCAAAAUUGCAAAGCAUGGAGAAAUCGACUAUGAAGCUAUUGUAAAAUUGUCAGACAACUUCAACGGUGCUGAUUUAAGAAAUGUUUGCACCGAAGCCGGUCUUUUCGCUAUUAGAGCUGACCGGGAAUAUGUCAUCCAAGAGGACUUCAUGAAAGCUGUGCGCAAGGUAGCUGACAAUAAGAAAUUGGAAAGUAAAUUGGAUUAUAAGCCGGUUUAAUUUAAAAUAAAAACUAAUUUGCGACAAAAUUACUAGAGCUACAAUAUAAA
This is a messenger RNA of Rhagoletis pomonella (apple maggot), 1352 nucleotides long. RefSeq names its product 26S proteasome regulatory subunit 10B (gene Rpt4). The transcript has 5 exons. Bases 112 to 1302 code for a protein of 396 amino acids. Gene Ontology annotation, molecular function: ATP binding; ATP hydrolysis activity; proteasome-activating activity. Gene Ontology annotation, cellular component: cytosolic proteasome complex; proteasome regulatory particle, base subcomplex. NCBI's taxonomy places the organism in Eukaryota, Metazoa, Arthropoda, Insecta, Diptera, Tephritidae. The record is from RefSeq and is a predicted model, not a curated record. Gene Ontology annotation, biological process: positive regulation of RNA polymerase II transcription preinitiation complex assembly.